This is a messenger RNA of Orussus abietinus, 2093 nucleotides long. RefSeq names its product coiled-coil domain-containing protein 174. The transcript is spliced from 2 exons. Bases 130 to 1941 code for a protein of 603 amino acids. The record is from RefSeq and is a predicted model, not a curated record. Gene Ontology annotation, cellular component: nucleus. NCBI's taxonomy places the organism in Eukaryota, Metazoa, Arthropoda, Insecta, Hymenoptera, Orussidae.
CUUUGUACGAGAAUAGGUUAUGUCAAAUUAUUAUCUGCAGUCGUCUUCCACAGAGUUUCGCAGUAUCACGUCGAAAUUUCCUGAAAUUCCGCGAAUACUGAAGAAGAAACGGUACAAGUAAAAUGAAUCAUGAACACGACGAAGAGGAUAAACGUAAAUUUUUCCUCUUUGGUGGGACUUAAAGCGGAAUUACUAAAGAAACAAAUAGAGGUGAAAGAUGCGAAGGAAAAGAACGAAAAUUUUCACAACCCAGCAGCCCCAAAGGUUAAAACAAAACGAACUAAGGAAAAGAAGAGAGACCGUGAAGACGAUGCUGUUAAACCGGUCGAUGUGGAAGAUAUCGAAGCCCAUAAAAAAUCCAGGCUGAUGCUAGAAGCAAAAUCAAGGUUAUACGAUACUUUGCGAAGGUCACGUAAAAACGUUAAUCCACAUUGCCUUGUUGACUUUGCUAAUAAACCUUAUGAGUCUGAGGAAGAACAGAGCGAUGAUGCGAUAGAUGAAGUCAUGUCGGACGAUCCUUCUGAUCCAGAGGAUGAAUGGGUUGAAUAUGAGGAUUGUUUCGGUCGUACAAGAAAAUGCCUGCGCCGUGACUUGCCAAUGAUGCAAGCCAAAGAUAAUUUUGUGAAGAAUGAAAUUAUGAAAAAACCCAAAUCUGAAAAUGAUGACGACCACAUCGAUAGGGAUGCUCCUCUUGCAAACGUUGUACAGGAACCUGAUAUUGCAUUAAUGCGUAAAAAGUGGGAAGAACAAAUGGUUCGUCUUUCCGAUAAGCAGGAUAUACAUUAUCAGGAUGUUCUCUUUAAUGAAGCCAGAACACACGGCGUUGGAUAUUAUGCAUUCUCACAAGACGAGGAGGUCAGAGCAAAGCAACAAGAAAAUCUAAAUAAACUUAGGCAAGAGACCAAGCAAAAGCAGAAAGAAAUGACAGAGCUUAAAACAUUAAAGUCUAAAAUGGAGCAAAACCGGUUGAAAGCAGCGAGAAUACGUCAGAGAAUUCGAGCUGGUUUACCUGCCGAACCGACAUCAGUGGAAUUGGAGGAUUCACAGAGCAAGCCAUCGGAUGUUCCAGAAAUUGACAGUGCUCCGCAAGGAGAAACAGAAGUAAACCAAAGAUUAACAGACAUCUCAUCCACUAGCGCUACCAUGGAGAGAACUGAAUCGGAAAAGACAUCUCCCGACAGUCUGCAAGCAGUCGAGGAGAAAGUAAAAGCAUUUGGCAAGCUUUUGAACAAGCGAACCUGGUAUGAGAUGUCACAAGAGGAAUGGGUCCACGAACGAAGAGAGGAUCGUAAGAAAGAAUUCGGGCCUAUAUAUAGUAACUUCAAGAAGGGAGGAUAUUUAGAAAAUAGUAACAAAGUUAACGUGGAUGAGUCCUGUGGUGACGAGAGUCACGAUGGAAUUAGCAAUGAGCCAGAAAUGCCUGACUGUAAAAUGGACGAUGAAACUGUAGUAGACAAUAAGGAAUGCAUUGUAACUGUAAAUAGUGACUUAGCAAAUAUUGCACAAACAUCGAUGCUCCCAGAUACCGAAGAAAUCGUUACACCUGCUUCUAUUUAUUUAUCCGCUUCAACUGUUGGUGCGAAGCAAGAUUUACCCGAAGUUUCUACUCCUCCAGCCAGUUGUUCAAGUGAUCCUGAUAUUGUUCGGUCCGUGAAUAUAACGCAUCAGGAAGAAAGAAAAAGUCCUUACGAUCCAAAUUAUGAAGUGCCACUCCCGGAAGAAUUUGUACUCAGCACACCGCCGGACAUUCCUACAAGCCAAUGCGUCGUUUCAAGUUCUUCACAGUUAUCCCUUAACGAUACAAGUUCUGAAAUCAGUGAUUCAAGAAAUGUUGCAUACCCUACAAGUGAGUCUUCAUCGAGACAUGUUCCCGACGAAGAUAAGAUAUUAGCCGGACUGAGGUUUCUGCGGGAGAAGUUUGAACAGAAGAAUAACCGUUGAUCGUGCCUAUCGUAUUAUACCAUCUUUUUCAAUUGUACAGAUGUGUCACCGUAUUUCUGUUUCUACAGAACAUAUGCGCGCUGAUAAGUAUUCUCACUCUAAAUUAAUAUAACUUGAAAAUAUGUCAUAAAUAAAAUAUGAAUAGAGUGUCA